CUCAAAUGAAGAUACACAAACUUUUGUUUGGCUCUUUAAAGCUUGGCUUGAUUGCAUGGAGGGUUGUGCUCCAAAUGCAAUUAUAACCGAUCAAGACCGGGCUAUGCAAAAUGCAAUUCAAAUUGUAUUCCCAGAAACGAGGCACCGUUGGUGCUUGUGGCAUAUCAUGAGGAAGCUACCUGAAAAAAUGGGUGGGUUUGCGGACAAAGACAAAAUAAUGUUCAACAUUCACGACCUAGUUUAUGAUUCACAACAUCAUACUGAGUUUGAGGCAGGCUGGCAAGCUAUGCUCCAUAGGUUUUCUCUUCACCACGAUGAGUGGCUGGGUGUGAUGUACAACGAACGUCAUCGUUGGGUCCCGUGUUACUUGAAACCGUAUUUUUGGGCAGGUAUGUCAACCACUCAACGAAGUGAAAGUGUUAACGCCUUCUUUGGUGAGUAUGUUCAUUCUAAAACUAGUCUAAAACAGUUCGUGGAUCAAUAUGGGCGCGCUAUGAGAAAGAAGAUUGAAAACGAAUUUCAAGCCGAUGGCCUUUCUUUGACUAAAAUGAUUCCAUGUGUUA
Molecule: messenger RNA, 563 nt
Organism: Cuscuta epithymum
Lineage: Eukaryota; Viridiplantae; Streptophyta; Magnoliopsida; Solanales; Convolvulaceae
Source: the annotation of a GenBank genome assembly